AUGACCUCGCCUCCCCUCGCCAUGCAGCAAAUAGGAUCUCAACCUCAACACUUGAGGAGUGAGGGCAGGCUGACGUCAACAUAUGGCGACAACCAGCUAUGGGAAGACACGCGCGGAGGGCUGGAGGGCAGAACGACCUCGCCCUAUCGCGACCAUCAUCGACGCGAAGACCCACGAAGAAAGCCAGAGGGUAGAUUGAACUCCUCCCUUGGCGCAGCGCAGCUAUACGGAAAUGAUCGCAGGAGGCUUGAGGACCAUAUGACCUCGCCUUCGCACUCCCAUCAUCACUCCGAACCGCAGUCACGGUCUGCGUAUGCAAGGAGACUCAACCGCAAGCAUCCGGAUGCCGACUCCGACAGCAGCUCAGAUGGGCAUUGGACCAUCGCAACACACCGCAAGCAACACAAACAGGCGGGUGGGAACAACAGGCUUGAGGGCAGGACAACCUUGCCAUCAUAUGCACGCGAGCAUGGAACCUCAUGGGGUAGGCUCGAGGGAAUUGGAACCUCGCCUACACGAAAUCAGCAACAACUGAACGCCAAACAGCGUCAUAUUGACAGCAGAGGAUCCACGCCGCCUCGUGUCCACCACCUUGCGAACACCAGGGAUAUAAACAGUCGAUCCCCCUCCCCACCUCGCCACACGCAACACAACCCUAACGAGGAGAAUAGGCUUGAGGGCCGCAAGACCUCGCCUCAGCGCAUGCACCAGCACACCAGCACCAGCACCUCGCCACAUCACACGCAUUACCGCACGGAAGAAAGAGACGGGCGCGAGGGCCGUAAGACCUCGCCCUCUCGCACUAAACAACGCACAGAGGAUGGAGGACGGACUGAGGGCCGCAUGACCUCGCCCAACGCUCACACCGGUAUACAAGCGAGCAGCGCAGACCAACAAGGGGAGAAAAGAGCACCCAGACGUCGGCGCGGACCAGCAGCCCCCGAUCCAGGGAAACCAGGGGCACGAGACGACCCACGUAGAAGGGGUCUCAGCGGCGCUGGAGUAGCACGUUACCUUCGAUACCUGGCAAGAAGCAUGAGUCCUGACUCUGCGCGGAGCCGAGCCGUGAGACCAGUACAGCAAGAAGCCCCAGCUGCCAAAACCACCGGCAACCAACGUGUGCCAACAGCAACAAAAAGGCAACCUGCAAAGCGGUGA
Messenger RNA from Rhagoletis zephyria (snowberry fruit fly), 1158 nucleotides. RefSeq names its product serine/arginine repetitive matrix protein 1-like. NCBI's taxonomy places the organism in Eukaryota, Metazoa, Arthropoda, Insecta, Diptera, Tephritidae. The record is from RefSeq and is a predicted model, not a curated record.